This is a messenger RNA of Juglans microcarpa x Juglans regia, 2736 nucleotides long. RefSeq names its product probable pectin methyltransferase QUA2. The transcript has 9 exons. NCBI's taxonomy places the organism in Eukaryota, Viridiplantae, Streptophyta, Magnoliopsida, Fagales, Juglandaceae. Bases 277 to 2358 code for a protein of 693 amino acids. Gene Ontology annotation, molecular function: methyltransferase activity. Gene Ontology annotation, cellular component: cytoplasm. The record is from RefSeq and is a predicted model, not a curated record.
UCUGUCGUGAUUGGAUCGGUACAAAGUCUACUGCUGCUCUCGCGCUGUGCUUCUCUCUCCCUCUCUCUCUCUUCUCUUUCUUAAGCGUUCACAGCACAGCAAAAGAUACUGCGUGAAACAGCCAAAGAAGACAGACAAUAGAGGAGUGUUUUGUGGCUUAACCAAACCACCCGUGAAUUCACGCUGAUUUUCAGGGGUUUUUGCUCCAUUUCUAUCUCUCUUCCUCUCCCUCUUGCUUUCUCUCCAGCUCUACUGCCCAUAUAAUAAGGUCAGAGGAUGUCCAGGCCUCUGCAUAGAGGUGCACGGAUCUCUGGGAGCAACAAUGAUUUGUGGGACUCUCAAAUGAAAGAGAAAACAGAAAAGGAAGAGCUGGAUAGAAGAGGUUCUGAUCAGAGUUAUUUUGCCCUGAGGUUUCCUUUUCGGUUACUUCUCCCAGAUAAUUCUACUCCUAAAAAUGGUAUCGCUGAAAAUGGUUUUGCAUCUGAUUCAUUGCUCGUUGGAAGUCCGAGAAGUAGGCACAGAAUAACAAUGCUGCUUUUAAAGCUCAGUCUAGUAUUGAUUGUAAUUCUUGCUCUCACUGGAUCCUUUUGGUGGGCGAUUUCUAUUUCUACAACAUCGAGAGGUCACAUAUUCCGUGGUUAUAGGCGACUCCAAGAGCAACUUGUUUUGGACUUGUGGGAUAUUGGGGAGCUUUCUCUGGGUUCCUCAAGGUUGAAAGAGUUGGAAUUCUGUCCUCAGGACUUUGAAAAUCAUGUUCCUUGCUUCAAUGUUUCGGCAAAUCUUGCUUUGGGAUAUUCUGAUGGCAAUGAAUAUGACAGGCUCUGUGGGCACGAGCCAAGGCAAAACUGUUUGGUUCUUCCACCUCUAAAUUAUAAAAUUCCUCUUCGGUGGCCUACUGGAAGAGAUGUCAUCUGGUUUGCAAAUGUCAAAAUUACUGCACAGGAGGUAAUGUCUUCCGGAAGUUUGACCAAGAGGAUGAUGAUGUUGGAUGAAGAGCAGAUCUCCUUCCGUUCAGCCUCUCUCAUGUUUGAUGGCAUUGAAGAUUACUCCCAUCAAAUUGCAGAAAUGAUUGGGCUGAGAAAUGAAUCUAACUUCAUUCAUGCCGGGGUUAGAACCAUCCUGGAUAUAGGAUGUGGUUAUGGUAGCUUUGGAGCACAUCUUUUUUCCAAUGAGCUCUUAACCAUGUGCAUUGCAAACUAUGAGGCUUUGGGCAGUCAAGUUCAACUGACUCUCGAAAGGGGUCUUCCUGCAAUGAUUGCUUCUUUUUCUUCAAAACAGUUACCGUAUCCAUCUCUCUCUUUUGAUAUGUUGCAUUGUGCACGAUGCGGCAUUGAUUGGGACCAAAAAGAUGGUAUUUACCUGAUUGAAGUUGAUAGAGUGUUAAAACCGGGUGGAUACUUUGUCUGGACAUCGCCGCUUACCAAUUUUCAAGGAGUACUCCGAACCAAAGAGCGUAAAAAAAUGGGGAAUUUUGUUCGUGAUUUUGCAGAUAAACUGUGCUGGGAGAUGUUGUCACAGCAAGAUGAAACUAUUGUAUGGAAAAAGACUAGUAAAAGGAAUUGUUACAAUUCGCGGACACCUGGCUCGGGCCCUUCUUUAUGCAGCAAAAACCAUGAUGUUGAAUCCCCAUAUUAUCAACCACUUCAAGCCUGCAUAGCAGGAGCACAGAGCCGCCGAUGGAUUCCUAUUGAGGAGAGGACAAGCUGGCCAUCAAGAGCUAAUUUGAACAAGAGUGAACUUGCUCUCUAUGGUCUGCACCCGGAAGAAGUUGCUGAUGAUACUGACAACUGGAAAGUGGCAGUCCGUAAUUAUUGGUCCCUUCUGUCACCAUUAAUAUUCUCCGAUCAUCCAAAGAGACCUGGUGAUGAGGAUCCCUCACCACCAUAUAACAUGCUUAGAAAUGUGCUGGACAUGAAUGCUAAUUUUGGGGGUUUCAAUUCGGCAUUAUUGGAAGCCAGGAAGUCUGUGUGGGUCAUGAAUGUGGUCCCUACAAAUGGACCCAACUACCUUCCCUUGAUCAUGGAUAGGGGCUUUGUUGGUGUAUUACAUGAUUGGUGUGAAUCCUUUCCAACAUAUCCGAGAACUUAUGACUUGGUCCAUGCAGCAGGACUUCUAUCCCUUGAAAUUGGUCAGCAGCGCAGGUGCACCAUGCUUGAUCUUUUCUCUGAGAUUGAUCGACUACUUCGUCCAGAGGGUUGGGUGAUUUUCCGUGACACAGCUCCCCUCAUUGAAUCAGCAAGAGCUCUUACGUCAAGGCUGAAGUGGGAUGCACGAGUUGUAGAAAUGGAAAGUAAUAGUGACGAGAGACUUCUUAUUUGCCAGAAACCUUUCUUCAAGAGACAAGCAAUCCAAUCAUGAGUUUGAGAGGGGGGAAGAAGAAGCUACAUUCGAAGAAGGAUUCUGUAUUUAUUUUCGGGGUGUUGAUUAAUCAUCAUAGAGCUCCACCAUGAAAGGGGGAUUGAUAAUUUUUGAACAGAAGAAUCAAGAAAACAGAGAGAUAGAGAAACACGAGAAUCUUUGUGGAAUCAACCACAACAACUAUGGAGCCGUAAGGCUUUCAUAGGGCCAUGUAAGUACGCAAUUUAUAGGGCUAUGAAUCAAAAAAGUAAGUACGCAAUUUAGGCGCAGAGCAAGCCAAGAAAACAAGUACAGGAUGAGAUUCAAUUUUCAUAUGUGAUGUCACAGUAUAACUAUACAACCACAUGAUUAAGAUUGUGAGGAAAGAUUACAGAAUAA